Molecule: messenger RNA, 933 nt
Organism: Aureococcus anophagefferens
Lineage: Eukaryota; Pelagophyceae; Pelagomonadales; Pelagomonadaceae
Exons: 1
Cellular component (GO): membrane
Molecular function (GO): transmembrane transporter activity
Source: RefSeq, a predicted model, not a curated record
UACGUCGCGCUCGUCGCCGUGCAGCUCUCCUACUGCGUCUGGCACGUGCUCGGGAAGAUCGCCCUCAACGGCGGCACGAACCCCUUCGUGCUCGCGCUCUACCGGCAGGCGGGCGCGUGCGCGUGCCUCGCCGCGCUCGCCCGGUGCGCGGACUUCCCCCGCGGCGGCCUGGUGCGCGCGGCGCUGGCCGUCUCCGCGCGGGACCGGCGACGCUUUCUCGCCCUCGGCUGCCUCGGCUUCGGGAACAUCUUCGGAUUCGUCGUCGCGCUGAGCUACGUCACGGCGUUCAACUCCGCGCUCCUGCACCCGGUCAUCCCCGUCAUCGCGGCGGCGGCGGCGGCGGCGUCGGGCGUCGAGCGGCUGACGUCGCGCGUCGCUUUCGGCGUGGGCCUCGCGGCCGCGGGCGCGCUCGUCGUCGUCGUCUUCGGGGUCUCCGGCGGCGGCGGCGGCGAGGCGAACGCGGGCGCGUCGUCCGCGUCCGUCGUGCUCGGCAACGUGAUCUUAUUGGGGCAGUGCGUCUGCAUGGGCUGCCUCCUCGUGCUCCAGAAGGCUUUGAUCGAGUCGACGCGGCUCCCGCCGACGACGACGACGCUGUUUUACAAUCUGAUCGCCGCGGCGAUCGCGCUCGUCGCGACGCCGCUGCUCGUCGGCGACGACGCCGGCGCCUACGUCUUCGCGUCCUGGGCGCCCGUGGCGGCGACGCUCUACGGCGCGGUCUUCGGGCUGUGCUUUGUGUACGUGGUCUUGGGUUGGGCGACGGCGCUCACGUCGCCGACGGUCGUGUCGCUGUCGAUGACGCUCCAGCCGCCGCUCAACGCGCUCCUCAGCGUCGUGUUCAUGGGGCGGCGGUCUUUCACGGCGGGCGAGGUCGCCGGCGGCGUCCUGAUCAGCGCGGGCCUCGCGGUCACGGUGCUCGGGCGGCGGCGGGACCGC